Tyto alba (common barn owl) is the source of this 1719-nucleotide messenger RNA. RefSeq names its product histone-arginine methyltransferase CARM1. Bases 13 to 1407 code for a protein of 464 amino acids. Gene Ontology annotation, biological process: peptidyl-arginine methylation. Lineage: Eukaryota; Metazoa; Chordata; Aves; Strigiformes; Tytonidae. Gene Ontology annotation, molecular function: protein-arginine N-methyltransferase activity. The transcript is spliced from 13 exons. The record is from RefSeq and is a predicted model, not a curated record.
UGUCUCGGCGGGAUGAUGGCCGCUCUGCCUCUGCCCACAGAGGAGCCGCUGCGGUGCGACGUGGAGCUGCUCUUCGCCGAGGAGCAGCUGCCGGCGGGGCUGCAGCUCGUCAGCCCCACCCAGAAAGCCCUGCAGCUGGAGGUGCAGCCGAGAGAGGAGGGCGCCGACCUGACUGUGAGAGACGCUGAUGGAGUCUGUUUCCUUAAAUUCUUCGUUAAUGGAGACACUGAAUACUGUCAUGUGGGAAGGCAGUCUGUGUUAAUUAUGCUGGGGUACAACAGUGCCUUGCUCCAGUUCAAGUCGCAAUCUGAAUACAACAUACUUUUAAAUAUAUUGAAGAGAUACCCUAGCCAAAAGGAGAAGUCUAUGUUGAGUCAGCAAACAGAGGAAGCAUAUGCUGCUCAGUAUUUUCAGUCCUAUGGCUAUCUGUCUCUGCAACAGAAUAUGAUGCAGGAUUUUGUGUGGACAGCCACUUACCACAGAGCUAUCCUACAAAAUCACAUAGAUUUUACAGACAAGGUGGUCCUAGAUGUUGGCUGCGGAUUAGGAAUCCUUUCGUUUUUUGCAGUGCAGGUUGGAGCUAAAAAAGUCUAUGCGGUUGAAGCCAGUUCGAUGGCAAAAUAUGCAGAGCUGUUGGUGAGAAGCAACAACCUAUCUGACAAGAUCACAGUUCUGUUUGGAAAAAUUGAGGAGAUCUCCCUACCUGAGUGUGUUGAUGUGGUAAUUUCUGAACCAAUGGGUUACAUGCUGCUCAAUGAAAGAGUGUUGGGAAGUUACCUCCAUUCCAAAAAAUGGUUGAAGUCAAAUGGAAUUAUGUUCCCAACAUACAGUAACAUUUAUUUGGCUCCUUUUUCCGAUGAGCAGUUGUACAUGGAGCAGCAUUGCAGAGCCAGUUUUUGGUACCAAGAAUUCUUUUAUGGGGUCAACCUGACCAGUCUGCACAGUGCAGCUGUGGAUGAAUAUUUCCAGCAACCUAUUGUGGAUACUUUUGAUGCAAGAAUUCUGGUGGCCCAGACAGUGAAAUACACUCUUAACUUCAUCGAAGCGGCUGAGGAAGAUUUGCAUAGAGUGGAAAUCCCUUUUAUUUUCCAAAUUAUGCAGUCUGGACUAAUCCAUGGCCUGGCCUUCUGGUUUGAUGUGGCAUUUGUAGGAUCACAAGAAAUUGUUUGGUUGUCCACUGCACCGACAGAACCUCUCACUCACUGGUAUCAAGUACGCUGCCUUUUUCAGACACCCCUCUUUGCUAAAGAAGGACAAACUCUCUCAGGGAAAGUCCUACUUGUUGCCAAUGUUCGACGAAGUUAUGAUAUUCAGAUUGUGGCAGUGGUGGACCAGACAGGAUUUAGAUCUGGUAACAUUCUUGAUUUAAAGAAUCCAUUUUUUAGGUGUGCAUACAAUAUACCGUAAUAUGGCAUCUGAAAACAGAAGUGAGAUUCUCACCAAGCUGACUAACCAGUGAGACUGAAAACAGUUCAGUACUUAGUAGGCCUAUUGGUGCUUGUGUAAAAUUAAUUUCUGACUGUACGUAUCUGUAACUGUAUGCAAGUCACAAGAGAACAUUGUAAUUCCAUCCCUUUUUUUGUUUAAUUGAAAUUUAGCCUGCUCUCACAUUUACAGACUUCAGCUGGAGCAGACUCAAUUUUAUUCCAGAAAAUUCAUCUAGUACAGAACAAGAACUACCUCUCUGUGUUUAUUUCUGUUCUAGAGUAAGCUCACAUU